UCUGCAAAAUGGCGGCUUCCUGUUUUGGACAAAUGUUUUCAUUUUACAAAAUCUUUUUACAACAGGCAAGAAACUGUUCAACUCGCCAAAGGACUGGUUUACCACCAUAUGUGAAAAUUGUUGAAGUUGGACCAAGAGAUGGACUUCAGAAUGAAGUGAAAUUUGUACCUACAGAGACGAAAGUUGAAUUUAUCAAUAAAUUAUCCGAAGCACAGUUACCUGUAAUUGAAGUUACCAGCUUUGUAUCUCCAAAAUGGAUUCCACAGAUGGCUGACAAUUCUGUAGUACUGGAGUCAAUCAAGAGGCAGAGAGGAAUAGUAUACUCAGCUUUAACUCCAAAUCUGAAAGGAUUCAAAGAAGCAGUUUCAAGUGGUGUCAAUGCAGUUGCAAUAUUUGGAGCAGCAUCAGAGACAUUUAGCAAAAAAAAUAUUAAUUGUAGUAUAUCUGAGAGCUUACAGAGAUUUGAAGAACUCAUGAAAGCAGCCAAAGAAAUUCAAAUGCCAGUAAGAGGAUAUAUCUCUUGCGUUCUUGGAUGUCCAUAUGAGAGAACCAUCCCCCCAGAAAAAGUUGCAGAGGUAGCUAAACAGAUGUUUGAAAUGGGUUGCUAUGAGAUAUCAUUAGGUGACACAAUCGGUGUAGGAAAUCCAGGAGCCAUGAAACAUUUAAUUAGCAAAGUAACAGAAUGUGUUCCUAUUGAACGAUUGGCGGUCCACUGCCAUGACACAUAUGGACAAGCACUGGCAAACAUACUAGCAGCAAUACAGAUGGGUGUGGCAGUCAUAGACAGCUCAACAGCAGGUUUAGGUGGUUGUCCCUAUGCUAAGGGAGCCAGCGGAAAUGUGGCCACAGAAGAUGUUUUGUAUAUGCUAGAUGGACUUGGAAUAAAAACCGGUGUAGAUUUGCAGAAAACUGUGGAAGCUGGAUGCUUUAUUUCAAAAGUGCUAGGACGCAGUACUCAGUCUAAAGUUGGACAAGCAAUGAAGUCAUCUUUAUAAAAAGAGUAAUAACAUUUGAUAAUUUUCUUUGAGACUUUGUUCAGUUACACUUAGGGGAUUCAUCAUCUGACUUGCUACUUACAUGUAAAGAAGAAUAUAAUGCAACAUAAAGUCAAAGAAUUAUUUUCAACAGAGUAUCGUGUCCUUAAUUCUUCCAGUUAGUGUAAAUGUAUAACUAGGAAAUCACAUUUUUUCGUGAGGUCAAAUUUUCGAGGUUUGAGAAAAAAAAGUAUUGGUUGGGGGUGAUUUGAUUUCGUGGUUUCGGAAGUGUUGAGUAGUUAUGUAUAUGAAAUUUUACAUAUCGUGAAAGACAUGAAUUCGUGGUUCUUUCCACGCCUCAAAAACAACGAAAAUUAAACCCCCACGAAAAAAAGUGAUUUUACGGUAUAUCUUCAGCGUGUACAAUAUUUGAUGAUAAUUUAUUUUCGAGCAAGUUAGCUUAAAUCAAUUUUGUGCAUUUCUGGAUUAUCAAUAAAUAAAUGAUAUAUAAAGACA
Messenger RNA from Saccostrea echinata, 1490 nucleotides. RefSeq names its product hydroxymethylglutaryl-CoA lyase, mitochondrial-like. The coding region runs from base 9 to 995 and encodes 328 amino acids. Gene Ontology annotation, biological process: L-leucine catabolic process; ketone body biosynthetic process. The record is from RefSeq and is a predicted model, not a curated record. NCBI's taxonomy places the organism in Eukaryota, Metazoa, Mollusca, Bivalvia, Ostreida, Ostreidae. The transcript has 10 exons. Gene Ontology annotation, molecular function: hydroxymethylglutaryl-CoA lyase activity.